UAAUUCAUUAAAUUGAUGGCGCUGUUGUCCCAGAAGAGAGCGCCGCCUACCGAAGACGUAGAAGCGUCUUCUGCCUCAGAGAACGAUGAGGAAGAAGACAAAAUUGAUGAAUGCGACAAUGAAGGCAAUCCCGCUUGGGCAAGAACAAUUGCCAAGCUGCUGCAGCAAAAGCCACCUGAGAAGCAAAAGAAGACAGUUCUCUCGCGAGCCAAGAAACUGAAGCCCAACGAUGCUCAGAGCAGUAAAGAUAAAAAGAGCUACGACUUUGAGAUCGAUGGAACAGAAGUUGAGGUCAAGACGGAAAAGGAUAUCAAAGAAGAGAAGGGCUCCGCACUUGAUGCGGAACUGAAGCGUCAACAGCGCAAAAAUGUGCCACUGCAACUACGUGUUAAGCCCGAUAAACAGGAUAUUGAGAGAGAACGGAAUCUGCGCAAGGUGGCGACACGAGGCACGGUUCAGUUCUUUAAUGCAGUGCGCAUCCAACAGAAGGAUCUUGAACAGAAGCUGGCUGAGGCCGGACCGCUGGACAGCCGAAAGGACGCAGUGCGCAAGAACAUAGACAAGAGCAAGUUCCUGGACGUAUUGAUGAGCGGUAAACGCUCCAAGUCCACGGCAAUUGACAACGCCGUGAAGAAGGAGGAGCCGGAGUCGACGACUGAUGAAGAUGAAGAUGACGACAAGCCCACAAAAGGCGCUGGCAAUAAAAAGAAACCCGAAUGGAAUGUGCUGCGCGAGGACUUCAUGACCAACAAGAAAAUCAAGCAUUGGGAUGAAGAGGACGAGGAAGAAGGGGAAGAGGAUGCGAACAGCGCAGAAGAUAGUGACGAUGAAUAAAUAGUAUUUAAGUUAUAGUUUUUAAUAAAAAAUGAAUUAAUUAA
This is a messenger RNA of Drosophila navojoa, 878 nucleotides long. Its product is annotated as RRP15-like protein. Gene Ontology annotation, cellular component: preribosome, large subunit precursor. The record is from RefSeq and is a predicted model, not a curated record. Gene Ontology annotation, biological process: maturation of LSU-rRNA; maturation of 5.8S rRNA. Lineage: Eukaryota; Metazoa; Arthropoda; Insecta; Diptera; Drosophilidae.